AUGCCUGUGUCCAGACCUAAACCUCAGACAGCAGGUGGACAGCUGGUGCCAGCUCUGGGAUACUUAGCUUGCAUCCCACCAAAGAGAUUAGUUGUGCUGUUUUACAUUCCUGCUAGCAGUAUUUGUGAUUUCCAGGUGCUGCACAUCAUUACCAACACACUCGAUUCCUGGAAAGCAUUGGUAAGUUCUCUCUCCAUGGGGAUGAUCUUCUUCUGCUGUCCAAUAGUCAGCGUCUUCACAGACCUGUUCGGUUGUCGGAAAACAGCCGUGGUGGGCGCUGCCGUCGGAUGCAUUGGGCUCUUGUCCAGUUCUUUCGUAAGUUCCAUCGAGCCUCUGUACCUCACCUACGGAAUCAUAUUUGCCUGCGGCUGCUCCUUUGCCUACCAGCCCUCCUUGGUCAUCUUGGGGCAUUAUUUCAAGAAGCGCCUUGGACUGGUCAACGGCAUUGUCACCGCCGGCAGCAGUGUCUUCACCAUCCUGCUGCCUUUCCUCCUGAGGGUGCUGACGGAGAGCUUGGGCCUCUUCAACACCAUGAGGGUCCUCUGCAUCUUCAUGUUCGUGCUCUUCCUGGCUGGCUUCACUUACCGACCCCUGGGUGCCACGGACAAAGACAAAGACAGAGACUGUGGGACCAAAGGAGCCAACGGCUCCUCCCUCUUCUCCAGGAGAAAGUUCAGCCCGCCAAAAAAAGUCUUCAACUUCGCCAUCUUCAAGGUGGCUGCUUACGCAGUGUGGGCAGUGGGAAUACCGCUGGCACUUUUUGGAUACUUUGUGCCUUACGUUCACUUGAUGAAGUACGUGAAGGAAAAGUUUAAGGAUGAAACCAAUGAAGUGGUGCUUCUCAUGUGCAUUGGCAUCACCUCUGGAGUCGGGCGGCUGCUAUUCGGACGGAUCGCAGACUAUGUGCCUGGAGUGAAGAAGAUUUACCUCCAGGUAGUCUCCUUUGUCUUCAUUGGUCUGAUGUCCAUGAUGAUUCCCCUGUGUAACGUCUUCGGGGCCCUCAUUGCUGUCUGUCUCAUCAUGGGUCUCUUCGAUGGCUGCUUCAUCUCCAUCAUGGCCCCCAUUGCUUUUGAGUUAGUUGGUGACCGAGAUGUCUCCCAAGCAAUUGGAUUCCUGCUCGGAUUCAUGUCUGUACCCAUGACAGUGGGCCCACCCAUUGCAGGGUUACUUCGGGACAAUCUGGGCUCCUAUGACGUGGCAUUCUAUCUUGCUGGAAUCCCGCCCCUGGUCGGAGGUGUGGUGCUCUGUUUGAUCCCGUGGAUCCAUAGUAAGACGCAAGGAGGCACCAGCCAAAGCCCCGGAGGAGAAAAGAUGGAGAAAAUGUUGGAGGAGAACCAGAACUCUGUGCUCUCCAGCUCGGCUGGACUCCUCAAGAAAGAGUCUGACUCUGUUAUUUAAUAGCUCACAUAUCUGCACCAGACCGGACUUGCUUCCAGAAGCUAAAGCAAGUCUUCCUUUUCUAUAAAUCAUACAUUUAUUAUUUUUUUAAAAAUCAACAUUAGGGAAAUAGAACCUUUUUACCCACGAGUCUGGGGGCGGGCUCUGAUAUGUGAGAGGAGGUCUGAAAGUCAAAUUUUAUUUAAUUGUGAAAAUCUGAAGCUAUCUCUGUAAAAAGCAACUUUGGAAACUGUGAAUGCUAUUUAGCUUGUGCAAAUAAUUUUAAAUACCUCAAAUCUACACUAAAAGGGUUGCAGUUUG
This is a messenger RNA of Echinops telfairi (small Madagascar hedgehog), 1698 nucleotides long. RefSeq names its product solute carrier family 16 member 10 (gene SLC16A10). Gene Ontology annotation, molecular function: monocarboxylic acid transmembrane transporter activity. The record is from RefSeq and is a predicted model, not a curated record. The transcript has 8 exons. Lineage: Eukaryota; Metazoa; Chordata; Mammalia; Afrosoricida; Tenrecidae. Gene Ontology annotation, biological process: transmembrane transport. The coding region runs from base 1 to 1398 and encodes 465 amino acids.